Letharia lupina is the source of this 1404-nucleotide messenger RNA. RefSeq lists its product as uncharacterized. Gene Ontology annotation, cellular component: nucleus. NCBI's taxonomy places the organism in Eukaryota, Fungi, Ascomycota, Lecanoromycetes, Lecanorales, Parmeliaceae. Bases 1 to 1404 code for a protein of 467 amino acids. The record is from RefSeq and is a predicted model, not a curated record. Gene Ontology annotation, molecular function: cyclin-dependent protein serine/threonine kinase activity; ATP binding. Gene Ontology annotation, biological process: regulation of mitotic cell cycle; protein phosphorylation. The transcript has 3 exons.
AUGGCGAGCCACUCCAAGUCGCGAUGGGCCGAUGAUGAGGAAGAUGCAGCAUUGGAAGCUCAGCGGAAGCGUGAGAAAGAAUUGAAGAGAAAGGUGAAAGCAGAGAAACAGCGGAAGCUUGAGGAGCAAGAGAGUCUACGGAGACAAAAUCCAGUGGACGCCACUGAGGAUGCUACGCACGACCAUGAAGCUAUCAAUGGAGCCGCUGAACGGCCGUUCAAGAGAAGAAAACUUUCCCCAGAGCCUGAUACGCCUCUAAAAGAGCUACCACCAGCAAAGCUCUUGCGCUUCCCUGCGCCAGAAUGGGGCCCCUGCAGGCAUGUCGACAAUUUCGAGAAGCUGAACCAUAUCGAAGAAGGCUCCUAUGGCUGGGUAUCGCGGGCCAAAGAGACAGCUACUGGGGGGAUUGUUGCUUUGAAAAAGCUCAAGAUGGACAAUUCCAAUGACGGUUUUCCGGUCACCGGCCUACGAGAGAUACAGACACUGAUGGCAUCACGGCAUACGAACAUCGUUGCUUUACGGGAGGUCGUUAUGGGCGACAAAUUGGACGAUGUUUUCCUGGUCAUGGAUUUCCUCGAGCACGACCUCAAGACGCUGCAAGAAGACAUGCUCGAUGCUUUCUCGCCCUCGGAGAUCAAGACAUUACUUCUACAACUCACUUCGGCCGUUGACUACCUGCACAGCAAUUGGAUCUUACAUCGGGACUUGAAGACCUCGAAUCUACUCAUGAACAACAGAGGUCAGCUGAAGGUCGCAGACUUUGGCAUGGCAAGAUACUAUGGUGAUCCACCACCGAAGCUCACGCAGCUCGUAGUGACAUUGUGGUACCGCGCUCCAGAGCUACUGUUAGGCGCAGAGAAGUAUGGAGCAGAGAUCGAUUUAUGGAGCGUUGGUUGCAUAUUCGGCGAGCUUUUGACAAAGGAUCCCUUGCUGCAAGGGAAGAACGAAGUUGAUCAGCUUUCAAAGAUUUUCGAACUCUGUGGCAUUCCGACCGAAGCCACCUGGCCUGGCUUCAAACGUCUGCCCAACGCCCGCUCACUCCGGCUUCCAAGCAUCUCCCAAACGACUGGGAACGUUCUCCGAGCCAAGUUCCCCCUUCUGACUACUGCCGGGUCUGCCCUGCUCACGUCCCUCCUCAGCCCAAACCCUGCACAACGACCCACGGCAAGCGAAGUUCUCGCUCAUCCUUAUUUUAGAGAAGAUCCAAAGCCCAAAAGCACAGCGAUGUUUCCCACAUUUCCCUCAAAGGCGGGCCAAGAAAAGAGGAGGAGACUAGCGAGUCCAAGUGCGCCGAAGAGAGGGGAUGCGCCGAGGAUCGCGGGAGAAGCGGCGGAUUUCAGUGGCAUUUUUGCGAAUAGAGACACCGAAGAGGUUGGGGGUGGAUUCGCGUUGAAGCUGAUAUAG